Messenger RNA from Linum tenue, 266 nucleotides. The record is from the annotation of a GenBank genome assembly. NCBI's taxonomy places the organism in Eukaryota, Viridiplantae, Streptophyta, Magnoliopsida, Malpighiales, Linaceae.
UCAAAAUCAAGAGUGAACACAUUCUCAUAGACUGGUUGAACGUUGGGCAUCUCUCUGAUUUUCGGCUUAGGAUUAUCCACCCAGGCAGUUCUGAUCAUGCCUCUCAAAGCCCUUAGGCUGAUACUGCGCUCAGAAAAAACUUUGACAACCAGGGAGAAUCGGUUGAUUCUAUUCGCUCAAGACAGAAGGGACAAACAGAACGCUCACAGCAGAGAGGUUUUAUUGCUGUUUUCCUUCCCUUAGAGCUUUUGGCUUCCCCUGCUGCU